CAACGGUCACAGGUGAAAAUGUAGGACUGUUUUAAUGAUUUUAUAAGUGAACUACCAUACAGUUGUUUGCACACACACUGAGUUGCAGUAAAUAGCUUGGCAUCAUGGGAAGCUUCGCUGGUCAUGCUCUUCCUGGGUCUUUCUUCAUUAUCAUGUCCCUUUGGUGGAUCAUCUGUAUUUUCAAUCGGUACUUCAAGUCGCUGAAACGAAACACCCGAUUCAAAUCAUCCGUAAUUUUUCCAUUCCUUUGCUGUCCAGGAAGACUUAAAGAAUGGCCCUUGGAAGCCAUGCUAAAACUUCUCAUGGUGUCUGUCGGAUUUUCACUGGAAAUUUACACCGGCACAAGUGAUGGAAAAUUCACGGCCCUUGGAAAUGGACAGCAUGCCACUAUGUUUUUCUUUUUUGGUAUCACCGCCGUAAUAGACUUACUUUUAUUUUACGAAGUGCCAUUGCCUAAGGAUUUAGACUAUGUUUCAAAUAUCAUUGCCAUAGGAAUUGAAGGACUUUUGUUCAAAUUUCAUCUCCAUGGGCGAUCGCACUUAGAUGUACUGCUGCAUACACUACUUAUUUACACCAUUGCCUUGAAUACAGUAGGAAUAAUCUUAGAAAUGAAGUAUCGUAACAAUGUUCUGUGUGCUCUUUCCCGGUGCUAUGGGUUUUUACUCCAAGGAACAUGGUUCUGGCAAGUUGGAUUCAUCCUCUACAACCCAAAUCCUAACCAUAUUCCCUGGAAACCGGAUGACCACGAUGAUUUAAUGAUUGCAACUAUGUUCUAUGCCUGGCAUGUUGCUGCAGAUUUCCUUCUAAUUCUGUGCAUUGGUGGGGUGAUAGCCUUUAUUCAUCGUCGAUGUGGAGGAUACGGUGAAAAAGAUGAAUUUGCCAUGAAAAGACUGAUCCAUACAGGAUCCAAUGGCCAAACCUUGAUCUCAAUGCAUGAGGAUAGUGACAGUGAUAUUGAAAUCCGUAAACCUGUGUCCAAAUAAUCCAGGUCUGUUAUCCAGGUAAUCCAGGCCAUUGUAUGCAAAUGAUUGAUGCUCUACUCCUUUCAGCCAUAAAAUUUUGGACAGAUGUAAAAGUUAGAACACAUCAAUUAAGUAAUGCCUAUGGUAUUUAACCUACAGUGUAUUUUCAUAUCCAUAUACAUGCAUGUAUUCAUUGGUAUUAUGCGUAUUAUGCUGUAAUAACCUUAUAGUUUCAUUUCAUGUUUUCAUUGACUUUGCUCCAAGUUUCAUAGAUCAGCAUUGUUGCUUGCAUAGUGUAUUGAUUUAUUAUGCCUUAAAUGUGCAACAUUAUAUCUCUAGAAAUCCUAUUUUCCAGAAUUUUCUAUUUUGGAAUGAUGUAAGGACCUAUUUUCUGACCAACAAUGUCAAGCUUUAUAAUGUCAUAAAACAUGGCAAAAUUGACAAAUAAUUUGCAGUUUUUUGCCCCCUUAAGACACAAGCUCUAUAAAAAUAAAUUUCUUUUCACUUUGGGUACAAAGAUAUUUUCACAAAACCAAAGAUAUUUUUAUGCAUUUGAUCCAUGGAUGCUUUUGAAAUUAACUAACCAAAGUCUACAUUAAUAUC
This is a messenger RNA of Saccostrea echinata, 1565 nucleotides long. RefSeq names its product transmembrane protein 45B-like. Lineage: Eukaryota; Metazoa; Mollusca; Bivalvia; Ostreida; Ostreidae. The transcript has 2 exons. The record is from RefSeq and is a predicted model, not a curated record. Bases 105 to 983 code for a protein of 292 amino acids.